CAAAUAUCAAUCACAUGUCCAUGUCAGAAUAUAAAUAAAUAAAAUAAAUAAAUAACAAUAGUACCAUCCUUUGACUGUUUUCCAAAGUUUAAUCAUUAAUAAAUAAAUUUCGACCAUGUCCACGUCGGAAGUAUAUAGCGAUUUAACUUUAUAUACAACAGCAGAAAAACUAUAUCUAGAACCCAAAACAAGUGACGAGUUGCUUAUAAUCGACCGAGCAUCCGAAGUUAUCAGCUUACAAAGGAACGCGGGCCAAAUUCCUCCAUCCAAUACCCGAAUAGACUUUUGCGGUUUGUUGGGAUCAAUCGAAUUACUUGCUGGCCGGUAUUUGGUUAUCAUAACUCAGAGAGAUUUAGUGGGUUAUAUUGCUGGUCAUCCUGUAUGGAAACUAGUCAAAGCAGAACUUAUUCCUUAUUCAAAAAGUCUAUUACAUUUGACCAAUGAAAAACAAGCAGACAAUAAUGUCUACCUUAGUAUGGUGGAAAAUGUUUUAGCCACUCCAAGCUUUUAUUUUAGUUAUAGCUACGAUAUAACACAUUCAAUUCAAAGAUUGCACGAUAUCAGCCCCGAAUUCUGGCAACAGUCAUUGCUAGAACGGUCUGAUGCGAGAUUUGUCUGGAAUAAGCACCUUUUGCAACAAUUCAGGGAGCCGAGCUUAAAACGGUUCGCUUUACCGUUAAUGCAUGGUUUUGCCUCCAUAAAUCAGUGUGUAAUUAAUGGACAUAAUUUUGUUUGGGCUCUUAUAUCACGGAGAAGUGUGAACAGGGCAGGCACAAGAUGGUUCCGUAGAGGCAUUGACAAAUCGGGUAACGUAGCCAACUUUGUAGAAACCGAACAAAUUGUAGAAUCUGGAGAAGGAGACAGAGCUUCUUUUGUUCAAAUUAGAGGGUCAAUUCCUUUAUUUUGGUUCCAAAAACCCGACCUCAGGUAUAAACCCAGCAUUGAUAUUGACCAUAGUGUCGAUCCUCAGGAGCAUCAAAAUGCUUGUCUGAGGCAUAUUGAAUCGAUGGCCGGAGUUUAUGGCAGGCAAGUUAUGGUUGAUUUGGUCGAUCAAGUUGGAUCAGAAGGUAGAUUAGAAAAAGCCUUCAAAGACACCAUCAAUUAUUUAGCUCAUCCGUCCGUGAGAUAUGAACCAUUCGAUUUUCACGCCGAAUGUAGAAAAAUGAAAUGGCAUCGAUUAUCAAUUUUAAUAGACAGAGUGUCUUUGGAUCAGGACGAAAUGGGGUACUUUUUGAUUUUGAAAGAUGGUACUCUGUCCUCAUUACAAGAAGGUGUCUUUAGAACAAACUGUAUAGAUUGCCUGGAUCGUACCAAUGUAGUCCAAAGUAUGUUAGCGCACAGGAAUUUAGAAAUUGUGCUUAGGAAAUUCGAUAUUUUAAGCCCAGAUCAAAAGCUAGAAAUGCAACUUUCUUUCGAGUCUUUGAACAAAAAUGUUUGGGCUGAUCAUGCCGACCUCAUCAGUACUCAAUAUUCAGGUACUGGAGCUUUGAAAACGGAUUUUACUAGAACGGGCAAACGAACAAAAGCGGGACUUAUUCAGGACGGAAUCAAUUCGUUGAUGCGUUAUUAUAAGAAUAACUUUAACGAUGGUUUCCGACAAGACUCUAUCGAUUUGUUUUUGGGCAAUGGAAAAGUCGUUUCACCAAUUGCACCACCACCAGGAUGGAGAUAUAUUACUUUUCCUUCAGUUUUACUUAUAGCUACGGCGAUGUUUGUAGCUUCAGCUAUAUUGCCCGCAGAAUAUUCCACUGAAUGCUUGAUGUAUUUGAUGUUUUGGGGAGGAAUGAUGGCAGCUACAGCUUAUUAUAUAUUUCAAUACGGUCCAGAGUUUGUGGAUAAGCCAAAACUAACUAAUAAUAAUUCAUAGAAAGUGCAUUUUUUGAACUUUUAUGUUAUUUGAAUAUUCCCGUGGUUUAAAGAAUGUUAUUCGAUAGUUUAAUUAGAGGUUAAAGUGUUUAUCAAUUUUAAUUUUUUGCCAGAUAUUUUCAAUUUUAAUAAUAAUUAUGAUAGUUUCAAAUAACAAAACUACAAUAUAAGAAAGUAAUUAUGUUUUAUUUGUAUUGAACUGCUUACCUUAUUCCUUGUAAAGUGUAUGCAGCCUUUGUAUUUAUUUGAAAGCUCAUUUUCAACAGACAAUAUACAUCGUCAUGUCAUCUACAACCUGUUGUUAUAACAAGAAAAAAAGCAUUUAUAGAUAUUUCAGUGAAUUCAUAUUUUUUAUAUCCACUUAUUAGCUUUCCAUUGUAAUAAUGUUCCUCUGGAAACAUCCACAUUUUAUUAGGAUUAGAUAUGUAGAUAUAUGUGUUAUAUUAUGAAUGAAUUCUACCAAGAUAUCGGUACAUAUUUUGAUCAUAUGUGAAUUUGGUGUGUUAUUUGAAGAAUGUUUGAUAUCUUGGUAUAAUUCUUUUACCUAUUAAAAAUUUUAUUACUGGUUUUUUAAUUGUUUAAUUUACGAUAACGAACAAAAUAAUAAAACAACAAUGAACAAAGAAACAAUAAUUACCUGCUAAAAAAAACACAACUAAAAUCUAAUCUAAAUUAUUGUGUGCCUCCUCGCGCUUUCUCACCGCUACAGCAGUUUCAACAAGCAAAUAGAGACACUUAAAUUUUUCCCUCUCCUCUUCUUCUGUCAUCGCAGGUUCUGGCACAAAUUGUGGUGUACGUUCCGUUACAACUUUAGCACCUGAUUGAUUUACUCCUGGUAGUGGAAUCGGUUGUUGAACUUGAAAGUUACCAUACGAGGAUGUCCUAGAAUUAUCAGAUAGUUGUUAGUGAUUGAUUGGAAAGCUUUAUUGAUGACUCUUUGAAGCUGUUUUUUCCUGAUAGAAGGAAGCAAAAGGCCUGAAAGCUGGAACAAAAUUAAUUCAUCAUUUUUUUUUUAAAUUUAAAAAUCAGUCUUUUAAUGUUUCGGAAAGGAUAUCUCAGUUCGGACUGUUCGGAGUGUACUAGGGGAGCAAAAAUCAUCAAUUUGUUGAUGUAGAGACUAUGGAUAAUGAUGUUGCCUAUAUAACUUUUCAAGCAAAAGCAAUAGAUGCCGCAGUAAGCAAAGCUAAUAAAAAAAUUGCAAGAAAAGCAAAUUAUCUCACGAUGCGUAUCCUUGAUUAUUAUAGAACGGAGCAUUAGCCAUAACCAUUCCGCUGUAUUGAUGUUGGGGUGCAUUUUGCAAAUAGGGAUUGAAUUUUUCUUCAUAGCCCUCUUCCGUCUCCUCGGUUUGGUAAAGCAUCAUGGUUGCAUCGUAUUCUUGGCCCAUUCUCAGUCUGUUCUGUCCUCCAUAAGCAUAUUCAUCUGCCC
This is a messenger RNA of Ceutorhynchus assimilis (cabbage seed weevil), 3291 nucleotides long. The record is from the annotation of a GenBank genome assembly. Lineage: Eukaryota; Metazoa; Arthropoda; Insecta; Coleoptera; Curculionidae.